CAGAUUCACGUGUAACAACUACUAUUGAAGAUAAUAAAUAUACAAUAGUAGUGAAAGAUCUUCGACCAGAAGAAGAUGAGGGUGUUUAUACACUAAAAUCGGAUCAUUUAAUUCUUGAUACACCAUCCAUUAGUGUUAUUCCUGAAGAAAAGAAACCUCAAAGUGAAACUGUGACAAUAGAAGAAGAAACAAUCACCAUUGAAGCUUCACAACCACAUGUUGUUGAAGAAGUAGUAGAAGAGACGCCUAAAGUCGAACAAGAAGAAACACAUCGAAGUGAAAUUGAAGUUCCUGUUGUUAAAGUUCCUCAAGGUGAUACAAUAACUAUUCGUAUUCCUGACUCAAAAACAACAGAAUCAAGUGAAAUAAAUCUAUACAUCAAUAAUCAACCAGUUACAACACUUACGGAUGAAGAUAGUCGUAUCACAAUUGAAAAAGAUGGUAAAACGGACAAUUAUGUUGUUGUUUCAGAUGCUACUCCAGAAGAUGUUGGACGAUAUACAGUUGAAUUUAAUGGAAAAAUGCAACCACUUUGUAUGCUUGAAGUAACACCAGGUCGAGAAAGAAAAUCUGAAGCAGAUAUUCCAUUACAACAAGGUGUUGUCGAAGAAAUUGUAGAGGAAGAAGAAGAACAACCAGAAGAAAUUCCUACACAUGAAGUUGUCGAAGGUGAUAGUGUUAAUUUAGUAAUUGAACGACCAAGUGAUGCAGAUGUGAAACAAACAUUUUUAUUACAAAAUGAUAAAAAACUUGCUCAAAAUACACGUUUAACAAUUAAACCAGUAUCAUCAACAUCAACUGAAAUAACUUUAGAAAAUGUUAAUCCAAAUGAUGAAGGUACUUAUUCAAUACAAUUUGGUAAUCAACCAAGUCAAAAAUUAAUGAAUUUAAAAGUUUUACCUAAACCUAUUGUUCAUGAUGCUCU
Molecule: messenger RNA, 925 nt
Organism: Adineta steineri
Lineage: Eukaryota; Metazoa; Rotifera; Eurotatoria; Adinetida; Adinetidae
Source: the annotation of a GenBank genome assembly